GCAGUUCAUGGACUCUCUUGGUUUGGAGCCAGAGUCUGUGGACAACCUGGACAUGUACAGUCACAUCCCUCCUGUCCUCAUGGAGAAGUGUGCUGCUCUGAGUGUGAGACCGGACACGGUCAAGAGCCUGAUCCAGUCCAUGCAGGGUCUCUCUGGUGUCUUCACUGACGUGGAGUCAUCCCUGAAGGAGAUCAGGGACGUGCUGGAGGCGGACGAGAUCGGGGAGCGGGCCCUCCUGGAGGCGGGGGGCCCCUCAACGGGGGAGGUGCACCUGGCGGUGCAGGUGCAGGCCCUGUUGGAGGUGCGCAGAGACCUGGAGAAGUACAUGGAGGCGCACGAGAAGGCGAGCUUCACCAACACGGAGCUGCACCGAGCCAUGAACCUGCAUAUCAGCAAUUUGCGGCUGCUGGGGGGGCCGCUGGACGUCCUGAAGGAGGCGCUGCCCCGCCCCCAGCUCAGUGAAGAGGAGGUGGCCGGGCUGCAGUGUAUGAAGAGGAUCCUCGGGAAGGUUCAGGAGAUGAGGGAGCAGAGGAGCUCUCUGGAGAAGCAGCUGCGUGACCUCAUCCAGCAGGAUGACAUCACUUCCACCCUUGUCACCACAGAGAGAGCCGACAUGAAG
Molecule: messenger RNA, 619 nt
Organism: Plectropomus leopardus (leopard coralgrouper)
Lineage: Eukaryota; Metazoa; Chordata; Actinopteri; Perciformes; Serranidae
Source: RefSeq, a predicted model, not a curated record